This is a messenger RNA of Pelmatolapia mariae (spotted tilapia), 3357 nucleotides long. It is a transcript of the gene tnn, whose product is annotated as tenascin N. Gene Ontology annotation, molecular function: protein binding. Gene Ontology annotation, cellular component: perisynaptic extracellular matrix. The coding region runs from base 1 to 3357 and encodes 1118 amino acids. The transcript has 19 exons. Lineage: Eukaryota; Metazoa; Chordata; Actinopteri; Cichliformes; Cichlidae. The record is from RefSeq and is a predicted model, not a curated record. Gene Ontology annotation, biological process: regulation of cell adhesion.
AUGACCGCUAGACCCCUGUGGAGGGCCCUGUGCCUGCUGGCCCUACUCUGCACAUGGUCACACACAAGUUCUGCUGACACCCAGCCAGACCCCUCAGCUGCAGAGCAGGAAGUCACCUUGAGCCACAUCUAUAAAAUUGACAUCCCGGGGAGCACCAGCUGCAACCUACAACACAUAUCAACACAGGAUGAAACAGGUCUGCAGAUGGAGACCACAAAAACUGGAAACAAUGACAUUAUCUUCAGACACAACAUCAAGCUGCAGCCACCUAGAUGUGACUGCGAGGAGUUGGAAAGCUUUAAGUCUUUGCUUUACAGAGUCAAUGGACUCGAAGAAGAAGUCAACUACCUUAAGACCCAGUGUGCACAGGGAUGCUGUGGUGCUGCAGGCGUGGACAAAAGCUGUAGUGGCCAUGGUACCUACCAACACGACACCUGCAGCUGCCUCUGUAACGUAGGAUGGGAAGGCCCCGACUGUUCUGAAUCCUCCUGCCCAGAUGAGUGCAACGACAAUGGCCGAUGCGUAGAUGGCCAGUGCGUCUGCCAUGAGGGCUACACCGGAGAAGACUGCGGCCAGCUGACGUGUCCAAACAACUGCAAUGACAAGGGCCAGUGUGUAGACGGGAAAUGUGUGUGCUUCUCACACUUCACUGGUGAGGAUUGCAGCAUCCAGAAGUGUCCCAAUGACUGCACGGAUAAUGGCCAGUGUGUGAACGGCAAGUGCAUCUGUGAUGAUGGCUUUUACGGGGAGGACUGUUCGUUAGUCUUGGCACCUCAGGGUCUGCAGGUGGUCCAAGUGACUGACAUCUCUCUCCUGGUUGAGUGGGAGUCCGUUCAAGGGGCCGAGUAUUAUGUGUUGACAUAUUAUCCGAAAAAUGACGAGGGUGCGCAGGAGCAGAUUUCGGUCGCCAACACAGAGAGCUCCUACCUCAUCACAGGACUGACUCCUGGGGUUACCUACAUUGUCCAAGUACAUGCGGUCAUUAAGGAGAUCCAAAGUGAAGCUGACGAGAUUGAAGCCACCACAGAUGUCUCAACUAUUGAUGGUAUCCGAGUUCUUGGCCAGACAGAGGUCUCUAUUGAGGUGGACUGGCAGAACCCUCAAGCUGAGAUGGAUUACUUCAGGCUUACACACACUGACCCAGAAGGGCAAGAGGAGGAGCUGAAGGUACAGAGGAGCCAAGAGGCGCGCACCAAACACACUAUUGUGGGUUUAUAUCCAGGAACAGAGUAUGUCAUCUCAGUGCAGGCCAUUAAGGGAAACAAUGGGGGCAAAGCUUCUUCUGUCACCGGUGCCACAGAUAUUGAUGCUCCAACAAAUCUCGUCACUACCGAAGUAACAGAGGACACUGCAAUAGUCUCCUGGGAUCAAGCCCAGGCUGAAAUAGAGGGAUACAUGCUGAGUUACACUUCUGCUGAGGGAUCCAGUUCAGACAUCUCUGUAGCACGUGAUAGUACCUCAUACAGGCUGAUAGGCUUGAGGCCUGGAGUUCUCCAUACUGUCUAUAUCUGGGCCUAUAAGGGAGACAAAGUCAGCGGAAAGAGUUCAACAGAAGCUGAAACAGACCUGGAUGCUCCUACUAACGUCUUCGCCCAAGAUGAGACAGAGUUCAGCUUCAGGGUGCACUGGGAUCCCCCUCAGGCAGAAAUUGAUGGCUACAUGCUAACAUAUAGCUCUUCUGAGGGCUCAAGUGAAGAAAUUGUAAUUGGGUCUGACAGUACUUCAUACACGCUGACUGGCCUGAGGCCUGGGGUCCUCUACACUGUCUACAUCUGGGCUGUCAAGGGGAGUAAAGCCAGCAGGAAGAUCUCGACACAAGCUGAGACAGAACUGGACGCGCCUGCUAACCUCUUAGCAGAAGAUGAAACAGAAUCCAGUUUCAGUGUUUCAUGGGAUCCCGUCCAGGCAGAAAUUGAUGGCUACAUGCUAACCUACACGUCCUCUGAAGACGGCUCUAGUGGGGAAAUCCCAGUGGGGGCAGAUGAGUCUGAUUAUUUGUUGACUGGUUUGAGGCCUGGGCUCCUCUACACUGUUUACAUCUGGGCUGUCAAGGGAGACAAAGCCAGCAGGAAGAUCUCAACACAAGCUGAGACAGAACUGGAUGCUCCUGCUAACCUCUUAGCCCGAGAUGAAACAGAAUCCAGCUUCACUGUGUCAUGGGAUCCAGCCCAGGCAGAAAUUGAUGGCUACAUCCUUACCUACACCUCUUCUGAGGGCUCUAGUGAGGAAAUCCCUGUUGGGUCUGACAGGACCUCUUACAUGCUGACUAGCCUGAGGCCUGGAGUUCUCUACACUGUCUACAUCUGGGCCGUCAAGGGGGACAAAGCAACCAGGAAGAUUUCAACAAAAGCACAGACAGACAUUGAUUCUCCCAAGGAUCUGAGGGCUGUAGACGUGACGCUGGACUCUGCUUCUUUAACUUGGACUCCUCCUCUGGCUGACAUUGAGGGUUACAUCCUCACCUACAGGGAUGAAGAGGGAAACACGGAGACUGCUGAAAAGCAGCUUGUAGCCGGUGAGAGCAGCUUUGCUGCAUCAAGUCUUGAGAUGGGGAAGAGGUACAUUGUCACUAUUAUUGCCUACAGGGGCAACAAGAGGAGCAAGGUGGUAGAAACCAUCUUCAAAACAGUUGGUCUCCUGCACCCAUUCCCCAUGGACUGUGUUCAGAUCAUGAAGAACGGCAAUAGGAGGAAUGGUGUCUAUACAGUCUAUAUUAACAAUGACCGCUCCAAACCUAUAGAAGCUUACUGCGACAUGGACACUGAUGGAGGCGGCUGGCUGGUGCUUCAGCGCCGUAACAUUGGCAAGCUGGACUUUAUGAAACGCUGGAGGCAGUACAUUGCAGGUUUUGGCAACUUAACCGAGGAGUUCUGGAUUGGUCUCGAUAAAAUAUACGAGCUUACCAACACUCCUACUCAGUAUGAGCUGAGGUUUGAUUUGGGUGUGGGCUCAGAGAGAGCGUAUGCUGUAUACGACAACUUUAAGAUUGCACCAGUCAAGCAGAAGUUCAAGCUCACCAUUGGCAAAUACAGUGGGACAGCAGGUGAUGCCAUGACCUACCACCAAGGCCUCCCCUGGACUACCAUUGAUUCAGAUAAUGACAUUGCCCUGACCAACUGUGCUCUGAGUCACCGUGGCGCCUGGUGGUACAAAAACUGCCACCUGGCCAACCUUAACGGCAAAUGGGGUGAAACCAGGCACAGCAUGGGGGUGAACUGGGAACCGUGGAAGGGCCACGUGACAUCCCUCGACUUCACUGAGAUGAAGAUCCGACCUGUGGGAGCCCUGUCCAGCAGGAAGAGGCGAUCGCUGGCGGCUAGGGAGAAAAGCAGAAAUGCAAAACUCCAAAAGAAAUAG